AUCAAAAUGAAAUGCGCUCAAAAAGACAAACACAGACACACGUCAGACCACACGUCAGACCACAAGCCCCGAAUUGACUGGGAUCAUGACACUACUGCAGACUUCAUCAAGAAGUAGAAUGGAUCUGAAGGAGUACUUCAACCGGAUUGGGUUUACUGGCCGAUAUGAUAAAGCUGACCUUGACACUUUAUCCACCAUCCACAAGCUUCAUGUUAUGAAUAUUCCCUAUGAGAACCUCAGCAUCCACUGUGGGGAGAAGAACACAAUAGACCUGUCAAUCAUCUAUGAUAAAAUUGUCAAGAGCAGUCGAGGUGGCUGGUGUUGUGAAAACAACCUCUUAUUCUCAUGGGUCCUAAGAGAGAUGGGUUACAAAUAUACAAUACUAGGCUCAAAGGGGUUUAAUAAGUUCAAAAAUGAUUUCUACCCUGUCGAUUCUCAUCUCAUUAAUCUGGUGGAGAUCGAUGGAAAACCAUACAUCGCAGAUGUGAGCUAUGGCGUGUCAUGUCAAAUGUGGUAUCCCUUAGAGAUGAUUUCAGGGAAAGAUCAGCCACAGCCUCCAGGUGUGUUCCGUCUCCUAAAUGACGGGAUGAGGUGGGUUCUGGAGAAGACUGGAAGAAAGCAUGUGUUGAAAACCAUGUAUUGCUUCACAUUAACACCACGUAGAGCCGAUCACUUUCUGGAGACAUCAGAGUGCCUGCAGACGAGUCCAGACUCUCAGUUUGUCCUCAAAUCCAUUUGUUCUCUGCAGACACCUACUGGUUUUAGAGCUCUGAUAGGUCGGACUUUUAGUGAGAUCACAUUCAAUCCAAAGGAGGACUUUGACUUUAUGGACAUGAAGGAAAUUCCAGACUCUGAGAUAGAGGCUUUGCUGAGGGAAAAGUUUAAUGUGGUCUUAGUUAAUAAGUUCUCACCUAAGAACGACAAAGUUCAUCACUGCAUGUAAUACUGCAGUGUCCAUUUCAUUUUUAAUGAAAAGAAAGCAAACACAUGCACCUAUUUAGAACAUUUGAUCUUCUUCACAGUAUUAUAAUCAUAUACCUUGUGUCAAAAGUUUGAUGGUCUGUAAUCCAGUCACUCAAAUGAUGACUUUUAUGGCCUGUCAAACUGGUUGACAUUUAUGUUUUAUGGCUGAUGUUGGGGACUCCUCUGUCCCCCACCCUUCUUUCAGUGGGGCAUCGCUCCCUGAUCAAAAAAGUGAGCUUACAUUAUGGCUGAUUUUCUACUAGGCAACAUGCUGUGAAAGAGGGUUGUGUUUGUAAAUUAGAGAGAGAUAAAGUAAAUGUUUCUUCUAAGAGUGGGUUGUUUAUUUGUUUUAUGACACUUAUCUGGCAAAUGAGUGCUUGAGACUUUGGGUUCCGUAUUCUUAUCAUAGUGUCAUUGCCCCCCACUCUCCCAGGCUAAGUUAUGUUGACCGGUCAAUCAAAUUAGUUUUUUUAUGGCCAACAGUCUUGUUUAGAGUUAAGUUUUAUGACUCGAUAAAUGAUUAAAGUGCAUUUUAUCAUUGUGGCAAGAAAUGGGGGAUAGUGAACUUAAGACAAUGAACCAAAAAAGGUUUGGGUUUCCAUUCUGACUGAUUUUCUGGAGA
Molecule: messenger RNA, 1585 nt
Organism: Triplophysa dalaica
Lineage: Eukaryota; Metazoa; Chordata; Actinopteri; Cypriniformes; Nemacheilidae
Product: arylamine N-acetyltransferase, pineal gland isozyme NAT-3-like
Exons: 2
Coding region: 86-943 (285 amino acids)
Molecular function (GO): acetyltransferase activity
Source: RefSeq, a predicted model, not a curated record